Messenger RNA from Cuscuta campestris, 1292 nucleotides. The record is from the annotation of a GenBank genome assembly. Lineage: Eukaryota; Viridiplantae; Streptophyta; Magnoliopsida; Solanales; Convolvulaceae.
AAUUGCAGGUAGUACAAGAAGCCCUCAAUAAAGCUAGACUAACCGAGAAGGAUCUUACUGCCGUUGCUGUCACGAUAGGCCCUGGCUUAAGCCUGUGUUUGCGUGUUGGCAUCCGAAAAGCUCGGCAAAUUGCGGGUGCUCACAAUUUACCGAUUGUUGGUGUCCAUCACAUGGAAGCUCAUACUUUGGUAGCCAGGUUAGUGGAAAGAGAGAUGCAAUUUCCUUUCAUGGCUUUGCUUGUCUCAGGAGGGCAUAACCUUCUAAUUCUUGCACGUGAUCUUGGUGAUUACAUUCAACUUGGGUCCACAAUUGAUGAUGCAAUUGGUGAGGCGUAUGACAAAACAGCGAAAUGGCUUGGGCUUGAUUUGAGGAAAAGUGGGGGCCCAGCUAUAGAGAAACUAGCUCUAGAGGGUAAUGCAGACUCUGUUAAAUUUAAUGUUCCGAUGAAACAAUACAAAAACUGCAACUUCUCAUAUGCUGGUCUGAAGACACAAGUGAGGCUGGCAAUUGAAGCUAGAAAAAUUGAUGCCAGAAUACCCAUCUCUUCCGCUUCUAGUGAGGAUAGGCAAGCUCGGGCAGAUAUUGCUGCAUCUUUUCAGCGAGUGGCAGUGCUACAUUUGGAGGAUAAGUGCAAGCGGGCAAUUGAAUGGGCCUUGAAGAUUGAACCAUCCGUAAACCAUAUGGUUGUCUCUGGAGGUGUGGCAUCAAAUCAGUACGUUAGGGAUCGGCUUAAUCGGGUUAUUAAGAAGAAUGGACUUCAGCUUGUCUGUCCUCCUCCCACUCUAUGUACUGACAAUGGUGUGAUGGUUGCUUGGACUGGGAUUGAGCAUUUCCGGGUGGGAAGAUUUGAUCCUCCGCCUCCCCCAGAUGAACCUGAAGAUGCUUUGUUUGAUUUGCGACCAAGGUGGCCAUUAGGAGAAGAGUAUGCAGAGGGAAAAAGUGAAGCGCGCUCCCUGAAGACCGCCAGGGUUCACCCUUCCCUUACUUCUCUCAUUCACGCGUCUUCAUCUUCUACUACUAUUGUCUAACCGCCGAGUUGAUUAUAUGUCUCCCAAAAACACGCCGUGUUUCCUGAUGAAUGUUUGAAUGCUUUCACUUUCAAACUGGACAAUGUAUAUUGCAGAUUUGUAAAGAGUUCUUUUUUUCUUCUUCUUGUGUAGUUUAGUCUUUUGUUUAAGAGGGAGAAUAAUGAAGUGGCACAUAUGGCUUGGCUCAAUUCCCACUUUAUACUUCAUUUCAAAGAGAAAGUUGAGAUGCUAAAUUAUAUCUAAAGCUAGGGUUGUUGUAGACGU